AUGUCCUUCCGCAAGCGCAAUGUAGGCCUCUCGGGCUCGACCCGGUCUGACGGCCCUGCUGCUGCUGCUGCUGCUGUGCCAAACUACAGCAAACCCCAAGUAAUCCAGCUGCCCGGCGUGCGUCCUUCGCCCGUCGACGGCAGACCGACCACCUCGACGGGCACCGCCAGCCUAGACGCCCUGCUGGCCGGACACUCGGGCCUCGCGCUCGGCAGCACCAUCCUGAUCGAAGAGAGCGGCACGACCGACUACGCGGGCGCCCUGCUCCGGUUCUACGCCGCCGAGGGCCUGCUCCAGGGCCACCACGUCCACGUCGUGGCGCUGCCGGAGCAGUGGGGGCGUGAACUGCCGGGCGUGGUGGCCGUGGGCGAGAGCGAAAAGAGAGGAGAGUCCACAACACCCGUCGCCGAGACGGAGAAGAUGAAGAUCGCCUGGAGAUACGAGAGCCUGGGACAAUUCGGUGCAAGAGAACGUCUGACAUCAACUACAAGUCAGCCUGGUCCCGACGGAGUAUCAGUCCCAGGACCACCAACCACAUUUUGCCAUACCUUCGACCUCACGAAGCGCCUCGUUCAUCCAGCCUCAUCCAAAUUGGAUUUCUUUCCGUUGGACACGAACCCCAAGCGUCCACCCUUCGCAACUAUUCUCGACCGGCUGAGUGCCUCGAUGGUGAACUCCGCCCCGGACACCGUUCAUCGUGUCGUCAUUCCAUCACUGCUUUCCCCAGCGCUGUAUCCUCCUUGGUCUAGUCACCCGGAGAAUGUCCUCCAGUUCCUGCACGGUCUUCGUGCGCUGUUCGCGGCACACCCGGGUCGGCUGACGGCAAUCACGUCGCUGCCACUGUCACUGUACCCGCGGUCGACGGGGCUGGUGCGGUGGAUCGAGCUGCUUCACGAUGGCGUUCUCGAACUGUCCCCGUUCCCACACUCGGCAGAGGGAGACGCUACAACCCCUUCUCGUGGUCUCUCUAGUACCACGGAGGAACCCCCUCAGGGCUUGUUGCAAGUACACCGUCUCCCGAUGCUCCACGAUCGCGGGAGCGGGGUUGGCACGUCGGAAAACGAUUGGACUUUCACGUUGAGUCGGCGAAAGUUCACCAUCAAGCCGUUCAAUCUCCCGCCCGUCGAGGGGGACAUGGGUGCCCAACAGGCUGCGGGAGAGGAGCAAAAGGGGAAGAAGGCGGACUUGGAGUUCUGA
Messenger RNA from Fonsecaea erecta, 1197 nucleotides. RefSeq lists its product as hypothetical. The record is from RefSeq and is a predicted model, not a curated record. Gene Ontology annotation, biological process: tRNA wobble uridine modification. Gene Ontology annotation, cellular component: transcription elongation factor complex; elongator holoenzyme complex; cytoplasm. Lineage: Eukaryota; Fungi; Ascomycota; Eurotiomycetes; Chaetothyriales; Herpotrichiellaceae. Bases 1 to 1197 code for a protein of 398 amino acids. The transcript has 2 exons.